UUCUUUGUCUCACGCCUAUUCGUUCAGGUAUUCACAAACGACGAUUUGGCUCAACUCUUGAUCACGGAUAACCGAUUUCCUCACUGGGUUGUCUAUCGCCCUGGAAGUUCGCGUCAGCAGCCAGUUUAAAGCGCCAUUACGCCUUUGUUCCCCCUUAGCAGUUGUGAGCCAGGACGACAACCUCUACAUAUCUCAGCUGGCAUAUCCUGCCUAGUCAACCUUUUUUUAUCGCGAAACACUCCGCAACCUCAGUCGCCAUGUACACGACACGCCUCCUGAAGCUGCUAAUGGUAGCUCUCGCCGUUGUUUGCGUCGCUCAGGCAUCGUGGAUUGACCUCAACAAGAUUCACAUGCGGGAGCGUCGACUCGUCCGCAGAGCAAGCCCAAGCCAAUCCGAUGACUCUCAACCAAGCGCUACUGCACCCGACAGCAAGCCUUCGGCUACUCAAGCAGAUUCUGCAUCUGAUCCUGCUCCUACUGACGCAGCCGAUCCUACCUCGGACGACUCUGCCAAAACCGACGCUGAGGCUACUCAGGCUACCAAUGAACAAACAAACCCAUCUGCCACUGAUGCUGAGCCUACCAACAACGAUUCUGCGAAGACAACCGCUGCCGAUUCCUCCCCUACAAACGCUUCUCCCACCAGCAAGCCCGCCGAGAAGUCUAGUGCUGCUGAUAGCAAGCCCUCCGAGACAGCCGCUGCCACACAGUCUGAGGCUACCGACAACGCCGAGUCAUCAGCUUCUGCAACUGACGCCAACACUGCUGCUCAGUCGACAGCCAAUUCCCCAGCAACCACCAGCACCUCCAGCAACAACCAGAACAGUGACGACGCCAGCAGCACCGCCAGCGAGAACAACGAUGAGGCUUCCAGCACUGCCGCCGAGAAGGACACCCGAACUACCGCCAGACCUGUUACCUCUACGCACGUCGCCGUCGUUACAAGGACAAACAGCGAUGGCAAUCUUGAGACCAUGACCACUACGAGUGUGUCUACGUCAACACCUGGUCUGAGCGACGGUGAUGACGACGGAAGCUCUUCAGGCAUGUCGACCAAGACCCGCAACACUGUUAUUGGAGUUGUUGUCGGUAUUGGUGGUGCAAUUGUUGUUGGUGCUCUUGGCCUUGUCGCAUGGCGAAUUUGGGGGCGCAAGAAGCACCAAGAAGAAGCCGAUGGUCUCAUGGACUUCAACGAGAACAAUAGCCGUCCUAGCAGCAACGGCCCUUACCACAGCGUUGAGAAGACUGAGUACGGUAGUGUCGGGAGCUCAGGUCCUCAACGCAGCCCAUUCCAAUCCACGCUGGACACUUAUCACCAGCCAACACCCGUGAACGCCUCGUCCAACUUUUAACGACGGAGUCUCGUGUUUCCUUUGCAUCAUUGAUAAAAAGCAUUCUCUUUUCUUUUCUUUUCUUUUCCACGUUUUCCAGCAUCCGUUCCGAUGGAAGUCAUCAAGGUCAUAGGCGUUUCGGACACGGAUAUU
This is a messenger RNA of Fusarium redolens, 1484 nucleotides long. RefSeq lists its product as uncharacterized. The coding region runs from base 258 to 1352 and encodes 364 amino acids. The record is from RefSeq and is a predicted model, not a curated record. NCBI's taxonomy places the organism in Eukaryota, Fungi, Ascomycota, Sordariomycetes, Hypocreales, Nectriaceae. The transcript has a single exon.